AUGGAUAACAAGCCCGUGUACACUCAGACGGAGAAUGUCGUCGACAAGCCGCGCAAGCGUGGCUGCGCCGGCCACUGCUUGAAGUUUUGGUGGGCCUACUUGGUCGCCGUCAUUGUCAUCGUUGUCGUCGUCGUCCCUGUUGUCGUCCUUGUUGGCGUUCCCAAGAUCGCUCAACAAAAGCUCGACCAUGCCGAGCUCAUCCUUGACAGCAUCGUCAUGACCAACUCCCGGGCUCAAAACUUCACCAUGUCUAUCAACACUGAGAUCAAGAGUGACGGAAAGGUCAAGGCUACCAUCGAGCCUUUCGAGGGUGUCAUGUACCUUGAGGAUCUGCCGGAGCACAAGCCUUUCGCCAAGGUUCACUUCCCCGAGACCACCAGCGACAAGUUCCAGAUUGUCAACAUUACCCAGUUUGAGAUGAUUGACGAUAUGGAUGCUUUCACCACCUUCAACACCUGGCUUCUGCACAACGAGACUUUCAAGGUUACCGUCAUGGGUGACACCAAGGUUCACGUCAAGGGUAUCGCCAGGGCCUAUGGCGUCACCUUCAAGAAGACCAUUGACAUGCCCGGCCUCCGUAUGCUUGACGGAACCAUCGUUACCAACACCACCGUCAACGCCACUGCUCCCAAGGGCCAGAACAACUUCUUCGGUACCGUCCAGAUCCCCAACUACUCCAAGGUUGCUUUCGAGCUUGGCAAUGCUACUUUCCACAACUACCUCCUUGAUAAGGAAAUCGGCACCGUCUAUCUCGACAACCUUUCCCUCAAGCCCGGCAACGACAACGUUUAUCCUAUGCGCGCCACCAUUGACGACCUCGGCUACGUCACCGGCCUUGCCGUGCAGAGGCCUUACUGCGACAAGCUCAACGGUGUCCUCCCCUUCAAGCUCCGCGGCAAGAGUGUCAUCAACCAUGGCGAAAGCCUCUCCUAUAUCGCCGAUGCCUUGGCUACCGGAAACCAGACCGUCCAGAUCGACAUUCGUGGCACUGUCAAGCGCUCGAUGGGUAUUACGCUCGGUUGCGCCGACGCGUAA
Messenger RNA from Neurospora tetraspora, 1035 nucleotides. RefSeq lists its product as uncharacterized. The transcript has 4 exons. Gene Ontology annotation, cellular component: fungal-type vacuole membrane. The coding region runs from base 1 to 1035 and encodes 344 amino acids. The record is from RefSeq and is a predicted model, not a curated record. NCBI's taxonomy places the organism in Eukaryota, Fungi, Ascomycota, Sordariomycetes, Sordariales, Sordariaceae.